AUGGUUCACGAGAUCCCUCAAGCCGAACGUGUCGACGAAGUUGACUUGUUCCUCAGUCAACAAGAUGGUCAAAUUCAACGCCCCAAAGGUCCAAGCUGUAGACAUCCUGCUCGUCAAAAGUGUACCAAUUGUUUGCCAUUAGAUCCCUUCGACGAGGAAUAUUUGAAAGAAAAAGACAUCAAACAUAUGAGUUUUCAUGCCCAUGUUAGAAAACUUCUCGGAACCCACGGAAAAGGGACGUCCCUCAACAAGCCUCUGGAAAAUCUCCGCUGCUCACUGAAACAAAAUUGCCCCGACCAUAAGCCGUUUCCGAAGGGAAUUUGUACCAAAUGCAAACCGCAAGUAGUCACAUUGAAUCGUCAGAAGUUUCGCCACGUUGACAAUAUUCAAAUCGAGAACCAGGAGUUGGUGAAUCAGUUUCUGGAUUACUGGCGUGUUUCCGGUCAUCAACGAGUUGGAUAUCUUAUCGGACAGUAUCAACCGCACCCUGAAGUGCCGCUGGGAAUCAAGGCAACAGUUGCUGCAAUCUAUGAGCCUCCCCAACACUGUCGUGAAGACGGUAUCGAGUUUUUGGAAGACAAAAACGAGAAAAUUGUGGACAAGCUUCUCGAAAUGCUCGGUUUGCAGCGUGUCGGAUGGAUAUUUACGGAUUGCUGGACAGCCGCAAGAGCCGAAGGAACGGUCCAUUAUACUCGUCACAAAGACUCGUUUUUCCUCAGUGCAGAGGAAUGCAUUACCGCAGGAAUGCUUCAGAAUGCUCAUCCCAACGUGACAGACUACUCGAUGGAUCGCCGUUAUGGAUCCAAGUUUGUCACUGUUGUUGCAUCGGGAGACGAGUCAAUGCAUGUCAACUUCCAUGGAUAUCAAGUAUCAAACCAGUGUGCUGCGAUGGUUGAAGCCGAAAUCCUUUGUCCCACGCUCUACACACCAGAAUUGGCAUAUGUUCGAGAGACACCACUAUCAGAGGCCCACUACAUUACCGAUGUGCAGUACACAGAAAAGAAUGAGUAUGGAGCCGAAGUAUUGAAAAACGGACGUCCACUUCCAGUUGAAUAUCUUUUAGUGGAUGUGCCAGCUGGCAUGCCGAAAGAGCCACACUACACUUUCCACAUCGGAACCAUGACCAACUCGAAGAAUGUAAAGUUCAAUGUGGAGAAUCGGCAAGCAAUCGGACAACUUCAAGGAGGCGCCAACCUGACACAGUAUAGCGGAGAGUUCUCUACCAAUCAGUUUUUGGAAUUGGCUACGAAUUUUCAUUUCCUUUUGUACCUUUUGACAAAUGAAAUGGUGCAAAUUCCCGAAGAUUGGGUCAAGCGGUUGUGUGAUGCGGUGAAAGAUCAAGAUAGAGGAAAAGCAAUGGAUUGGGCGCAAGAAUGUGAGGAUUGGCACCAAUUGAUGGCUGUUGCUCAUGCAAAUGAUGGAGGAUCACGCAAUGAUAUUCCUGAGCUUCCUGGAGGCAAUCGGUUCGAUGAGGUCAAUGCCGGAGGCGGUGGUGGAGCCACAUGGAACUGCGGGCACUGCACUUUCCAAAAUGAAGCUGGAAGACAGGAUUGUUCAAUGUGUGGAUUACCAGCAUCCGAUUAA
Caenorhabditis briggsae is the source of this 1584-nucleotide messenger RNA. It is a transcript of the gene Cbr-npl-4.1, whose product is annotated as Protein CBR-NPL-4.1. The transcript is spliced from 3 exons. Gene Ontology annotation, biological process: ubiquitin-dependent protein catabolic process. The record is from RefSeq and is a predicted model, not a curated record. Gene Ontology annotation, cellular component: nucleus. Bases 1 to 1584 code for a protein of 527 amino acids. Gene Ontology annotation, molecular function: ubiquitin binding; ubiquitin protein ligase binding. Lineage: Eukaryota; Metazoa; Nematoda; Chromadorea; Rhabditida; Rhabditidae.